GGGAAAUAAGUGGAAAAUUUGAAUAGUUGGACGCAGCUAACCUGUAGCGCUCAAUGACAAAUCCCUAAUUGAUUACUAAUUGAGUUCACGGGUGUGGUGUGAUUGGUCCGUCAUGUCGACUGACGCAAUAUAUACGCAAUAUAUACGCUGCCCGAAGACUGGACCAAAGCAUUGCGGGGAAUUGAGUAUGGCAGGUAAUGUGGCUGAAAACACCGCAGUUCUUGAUGCUGGAGAUGCUGUGGGCUUUGCAGAGCAGGAAAACGCAGGUACGACUGGUCUUUUGCGGCCGAAGUUUCAGUGGGACAACAAACCCUGUCUCAAAAUAGCUGCUGUCCGCCCUUUACCGAGAAGUAGCAGCUCUGAAAUGAGUCAGAAUCGGCCGCAGUCUCCUGCUCAAACGUCUUCGUUCUCACCCGCAAGAAUAAGCCCAGGCAUGUCCUCAUCACCCAUCAGAGACAACGUGGACCAAAGAUCGAGGCCCACAUUCAGAUGGAAUUGUACUCGGCAGUGUCCCUUCUCCUUUGAUUUGCGUGACUCCAGGCGAAGAGUUGCUCGUGAGCAAGAGCUGGAGUAUCUGAGGCUGAUGGCUGAAAGUCGUCUGGCGGUGGAUUUCACUUUUAGAGCCAACCCAGUGAGGAAGUACAAACCACUGAUACUGGAGCAGAGCACACGUCCACUCACAAUCCCCAAAUCGCCCUUCUCCAGUCGGUACACAAGAAAGUAGAGAAAAAUAUUUUUUUAUUGAAGAAAUACUAUUUUUAUAAUCUGUAUAAUAAAACUUUCCAAGAGAUUGUCGUUCAAGCAA
Molecule: messenger RNA, 805 nt
Organism: Ictalurus punctatus (channel catfish)
Lineage: Eukaryota; Metazoa; Chordata; Actinopteri; Siluriformes; Ictaluridae
Gene: sinup
Product: siaz-interacting nuclear protein
Exons: 5
Coding region: 113-724 (203 amino acids)
Source: RefSeq, a predicted model, not a curated record